Sugiyamaella lignohabitans is the source of this 1674-nucleotide messenger RNA. RefSeq names its product tyrosine protein phosphatase YVH1 (gene YVH1). Gene Ontology annotation, biological process: protein dephosphorylation. The record is from RefSeq and is a predicted model, not a curated record. Bases 1 to 1674 code for a protein of 557 amino acids. Gene Ontology annotation, cellular component: nucleus. Lineage: Eukaryota; Fungi; Ascomycota; Dipodascomycetes; Dipodascales; Trichomonascaceae. Gene Ontology annotation, molecular function: protein tyrosine/serine/threonine phosphatase activity. The transcript has a single exon.
AUGAAUAAGAUAACCGAUAACAUCUACCUCGGUUCUUUCUAUGCUUUAUCGGCAACCAAGACCCUCAGACAAAACAAUGUUACUCAUAUCCUGUCUUUGGUAGAAACGGAUAUCAAGUCUGAGUUUCUUGAGGGGUUCAAGCAUAUGAGAGUUCAGAUUGAUGAUAUCGAAGAUGAAAAUAUUAUUCAAUACUUCCCUCGUAUAAUUGCUUUCAUGGAUGAUGCAAUCAAUGCUGGCAACUCCAUUUUAGUCCAUUGUAUGGCAGGUGUCUCCAGAUCAGCUACUGCUGUCUGUGCUUAUCUCAUGAGAACUCAUGUAUGGACUUCGGAACAAGCUUUGACAUUCGUUAAGUCCAAACGUUCCGUCGCUAACCCUAACACGUCAUUUUUGGACCAAUUGAAGAUAUUUUAUCUAUGCGGAUAUGAAGUAUCUGAAUCCAAGGCGCCAUAUCGUCAAUGGCUGCUCAAACAAAAGGCUACUGAUAUUGCCAUGGCUGGGUCAAUCAGGCCCAGUGAUAUUGUAUACACCAGUCCUGAUAGUGGUGGUAUUACCAAGGCCUCUGAUAAGAGCCCUGAAGAGGAGUCUCUAAUCAAUGGAAUUGCUGCUCUUUCUACUACGACAAGUGUAGAUCCUAUAUCUUUGCCUCCCAGUCCUGACACUGUUGCUAGCAACAGUUCGACAACUACAACAUCUUCAACCGCAUCUUCUGUGGCUUCAUCUACUACUACCACUAGUUCUGAGGUACUUACCUCUGCAAAUAAGGGCCGCAAUGUUUCCAGUAAAAGAAGUACUUGGCGUAAUACCCUUCCGGCUCUGCUUUAUGUGUUGGGACACCGUCAUGGCACCCCAACAGCCAGACCUCAAGAAUUGUUGCUGGUAUCCGAUGACCACCCCGAUGGGGUUCAGUUAGAUCUAGGUGGAAAUCCACAAGAGGAUUUAAAAGGCGUUACGAACCCUACUCUCAAGCUUACAGGAUUCUGGUCUUGUGAAAUUGUUAUUCCUGGUGAUCAGUUAAUCCCUGGGCUUGCUGCUACCACUAGACGUAGUACACAGCUUCGCUGCAAGAAGUGCGCUAUGCCGUUAGCGCUAUCCACUGCAUUUAUUCUCCAUACUCCUGCUGGUUCUUCCCUUGGAAAGGGAGCCAAGGACAGCAAGGACAGCAAAGAAAACGGUAGCUCUUCGUUUUAUAAACAGGGUGCUUCACAGUCUACUUCUCACUUGAGUAGCUUUUUCAGAAGCAGUACCAGCAACGGAAGUGCGUCAGUGAAUGGUAGUGCAUCAGAACGCUCAAGCAGAUUCCACUUACCCCAUCAGUUGACAAGGUCUCUCAGCCAAAGGGGUGAUCGGGAAACGCGUUCUGCGAACUCAAGUGCUACUUCUUUAGUCGACAACAAGGGCAUCAACUUUGCACCUAGAAAUGGCAUGGCCAUCAACUCUACUCUUCCUCCUUCGUGUAUGUCGUACUUCAUCGAGCCAGUAGUAUGGAUGCGCCCUGAACUCGAGAAGGGCGAGCUUGAAGGAAAACUCAAUUGUCCUGGUUGUGAAGCCAAACUUGGUUCAUACAGAUGGCAGGGAAGCAAAUGUAGUUGUGGUGUUUGGAUUACCCCUGCGAUUCAGUUACAACGGUCAAGAGUUGAUGAAGUCCAGUUUACUAGAAAUACUGCUGCUCUGUAA